AUGCAGACAGACGGCGUCAUGCUUCUGUUGAUGGCUAAGACCGUGCGUCAACGCCAAUUCGUCCUUGCCCUGCUGGCUACACAACACGUCGAACGGCCACUGAUCCCCGAAGUUCGUUUCAACCUGGACGCCAUGACGGAUGCUAACGCAGUGCUCGACUACCGCUUUGACGUCGUGGGGAAUCCGCAAACUCGGCUACUAUGUAGCACUGCGGGAGGAAGCGAGCUGGGUGCGGGCAAGGUGGUGACAAGCCGUUAA
Messenger RNA from Aphanomyces astaci, 258 nucleotides. RefSeq lists its product as hypothetical. Bases 1 to 258 code for a protein of 85 amino acids. The transcript is spliced from 2 exons. The record is from RefSeq and is a predicted model, not a curated record. Lineage: Eukaryota; Oomycota; Saprolegniomycetes; Saprolegniales; Verrucalvaceae.